This is a messenger RNA of Xylaria bambusicola, 896 nucleotides long. RefSeq lists its product as uncharacterized. The transcript is spliced from 3 exons. The coding region runs from base 110 to 532 and encodes 140 amino acids. The record is from RefSeq and is a predicted model, not a curated record. Lineage: Eukaryota; Fungi; Ascomycota; Sordariomycetes; Xylariales; Xylariaceae.
UAUAUACGCAAGAGACAUCAUCCAUUCCAUGAAAACAAUAUCUGUAACCCGCGCCGCAUCGUGAAGCAUCAGGGAUACAAUAACUUGUUCAUAUUCAUAAAAUCUCACAAUGGCAUCCGGAAGUCUGAACGUAUUCAAGCAGCCUCUCAAAAUGUUCUCGCAGCAGCCUGUGACGGGCUAUUUCCGGGACGGAUACUGCCGCACGGGCGGGGACACGGACCCGGGCAACCACGCCGUCGCAGGGAUCGUGACGGACGAGUUCCUCGACUUCUCGGCGUCGCGCGGCAACGACUUGCGCACCAUUGGUCUCAAGGGAGGUUGUCGUUGGUGUCUCUGCACGGCCCGCUGGCUCGAAGCAUACCAGGCCUAUCGCAGCGGCAAGGUCACCAAUCUGGGGGUCCCGCGCGUCGAUCUGGAUGCUACUGAGGACACGGCGCUGGGCAUGGUCGACAUGAAUACGUUUCGUCAGUUCGCGGUGCAGGGGCCCGGGCAGAAUGGAACAAACGGGGGCACGGGAAGUACUAGCUCGUGAACAUGGGUAUAAUAUGCCCGUUAGUUGUGGAUGCGUAGUGAGUGUCUUUUGAUGAUAGAAGUGUAGGGUUUUGCUGAAGUAUGGAUGAUUAAUGUGUUGAUAAUCCACCUACCUACGUGGCUCAAUAAGGGGCAUCUGUUGCCGUAGCAUAUGAUUCGCGAUCCCGCAACGGGAAGACGGAACUUGAUAAUCAAGAUAUAUGUCUUCCUAUAAUAAACGUGCAGACUACGUAGGGUCUCAUCACAUAGUACUUGCGGUCGUUAGGAUCUGCUGUCACAUCAUGUUGCGGGUUUGUAGGCAGCAUAUCUCAUAUAGACCGAGUACGGUAGCAUCAUCACUGAAUAUCCAAAACGCUCACUAUUUG